Molecule: messenger RNA, 2294 nt
Organism: Oncorhynchus masou masou (cherry salmon)
Lineage: Eukaryota; Metazoa; Chordata; Actinopteri; Salmoniformes; Salmonidae
Gene: rasl12
Product: RAS-like, family 12
Exons: 6
Coding region: 740-1522 (260 amino acids)
Molecular function (GO): GTPase activity; GTP binding
Source: RefSeq, a predicted model, not a curated record
CAAACAGGGGUGCUCUUCCAAAGGAGGCCAGAGACCACCUUUGCCACCAGUGUAGAGAAUGAGGAGGGAGUGGAGUUCUCAUUCAUUAAAGGGUAAAGGGGGAAACCGGUACCUUUUCUUUGUUCUUUCUGUUCAAAUACGUCAGAUUUGAGACUAUUACACAAGCAAUUACUUUAACAUGUGCAAAUUAUUAACUGUGAAGUUAUGUGAUUAUCUGUGAAGGAAACUAUGCUGCAUGAAGACAACAGAAUCAUUCACUCACUGGAUGCAAUCCAACCAUCUCAACUGACAUCACAAUUUUAUUGAUGUCCUUGUUUCUUGUCAAUGAAGUUAGUUGGAGAUGAGAAAGGUCUACCUUGAAAAAUCAUAUCUGACUGCAUGUAGAAUAACUAUGAGACCUCACCUCAGUUCCCUUAAAUGGAGUUUGGCAGUAAAUCAUGUGCGUAAGCAGCAACAUUCUUCAGCAAAUGUUAACCGAUUCGUCUACUUGACGCAAGGUCCUACCAGCUGUGCACGCACGGAGCAGCUCGAGCUUCUCUCACCAUCGAGUAUGAGCAUCCUCAUCAUCGGACAGGAUUUAAGAGCGCGUUCUAAAACUCGUUGGGAUGUUUUUAUUGCAUUUAGAUUCAUAGGAUUUUAAAUGUAAUACAGAUUUGUUUAAACCACAUCAAACCAACUAGCCGAUUCACUUCUACCCCAGUCUUUAACUCUGAGAAAACCUUUUAAGGUAAGUCUAAAGAUGUCACUGAUGUUUGGGAAAGCAAGGAGUUGUAACUUCUCUGCUAUCCCUGAGGGGGGACAACCUGAGGUCAAUGUGGUCAUCGUUGGAGUGAAGGGCUCAGGAAAAUCAGCGUUGACUGUCAAAUUUCUCACCAAGCGCUUCAUCAGUGAAUAUGACCCCAAUCUAGAGGAUACUUACUCUUCUGAGGACAUGGUGGACCAACAGCCUGUCGUUGUGAAAGUUAUGGACACAGCUGACCAGGACGGCCCAGUGAACUGUGAGCGUUACCUCUCAUGGGCCAGUGCCUUCCUUGUGGUCUACAGCAUAGACAAUAGACGGAGCUUUGAGGGCUGCCAACAGUACCUGGAGGCCAUCACCGUCCACACCAAGGCCCCGCAGCCCAAGACCCCCAUUAUACUGCUGGGCAACAAGCUGGACAUGGAGAGAUACAGGCAGGUGAGUAAGUCGGACGGCUCCUCCCUCGCCACCCGUUUCGGCUGCCUGUUCUUCGAGGUGUCUGCUUGCCUGGACUUCCUGUCUGUCCAGCGGGUCUUCCAUGAAGCCGUGAGGGAGGCCAGGCAGCUGGGCGGCAAAAGGAGCCCCCCGUUACGUCCCCUUUACAUCAGUGAGGACAACAAGCCAUUGUUCAGCCUCGCCACUGUGCCCCCGUUCACCACCCCCUGCUACAAGGAGCUCCCAGUGCCCGCCACCGCCAAGCUGGUGACGGUCAAGUCAUCACGGGCACAGAGCAAACGGCGGGCACCCACGCUGACGCUGCUCAAGGGCUUCAAGAUCUUCUGAUGAGUCGAUGGAGAAUGAGACCAGACUUAAAGAAUGGAAAUUUGAGACUUGUCUCAAACUUGUGCUCAAACCUUGAGACUUAACUUGGACUUGUGCCAGAGACUGAGACUUGACUGAGUGUCUCAGGCUUGAAGACUUGAGACUCAACCUGGACUUUCCAAACUGCCAUAGUGGCUUACAAUAUGGACAAGUGAGAGAACUGUGAAAUAGGUUAUGAGAGACAAUGGACUGUGUCAAAUGUGAAAAACAGAACAAAAUAGAGACAGAAUAACAUACAACCAAGCCAUCAACAUACUGUAUGUAGCAGAAGCUGUCAUGGUGAUAUCACCAUCACUUUGUUGGAGCAUGUACCAAAACGUCAUGAUGACUUACUGCACCUUCAAGUGAAGAGAAGGAACAGUAAUUAUCAGAGCUCCUUGAGAGAUGGACAGUAAUGGACUGGUGUUUAAACUGUCAUUGUGAAUGUUGAAUUUAUAUUGCCAAAGUUGUCAAAGUUUGUCUUGAAGUCAGUUACUGGGACAAAGCUAUGUUAGUUGCCAAAUGUAUGGUGGUGAUUGGAAUGCAUAUGACGGUGAUGGUAUGUUCACUGUAGUAUAGAUUGCUGACACUAUGCACAUGUAUAUUUAUAUGCAUUUUAAUAAGCUUUAAAGGACUACUAAUUUUAUUGAAUGAAGACAUAUUUUGUUAAUGUAGACACAUGUUUUAAGUUAUUUGAUGUUAUAACACAAAGUAGCAAGUCAAUCUUUGAGUAAAAGGCCCAGUGCAGUCAAAA